AUCUCUCUCUCUUUCUCUAGCUCUCAUCUUCACCGUACGCUUCUUCGAUCUAUCUCUCUCUCUCCUAGGAGCUACUAAACUAGAGACCCAUUGUUAACGAUUCCUUCCAAAGCUUAGAAUGUGGAACCCUAGAUUACUCAAUUCCAGCUAGAGAUCUCUCUAUCUAUCUACUCUUUCUUUCUUUUAACUCUAUUUCACUUUCUACUUUUGUUCAAGCUCCCUCUCUGAGAGAGAGAACGCUACAAACACAGUCAUGGGGAACUGUUGCAGAUCUCCCGCUGCAGUAGCUAGAGAAGACGUCAAAUCCAACUAUUCCGGCCACGAUCACGGCCGCAAAGACGCUGGCGGCGGUAAAAAAUCAUCAUCCGCGCCGAUUCGAGUUCUCAGCGAUGUUCCCAAGGAGAACAUCGAGGACCGCUACUUGCUAGACCGAGAGCUAGGUCGCGGCGAGUUCGGUGUCACUUACCUCUGUAUCGAGAGGUCCUCCCGCGACCUGCUCGCUUGCAAAUCGAUCUCCAAGAGGAAGCUCAGAACUGCUGUGGACAUCGAGGAUGUUAAGAGAGAAGUCGCGAUUAUGAAACAUUUGCCUAAGAGUUCGAGUAUUGUUACUUUGAAAGAAGCUUGUGAGGAUGAUAACGCUGUGCAUUUGGUUAUGGAGCUUUGUGAAGGUGGUGAGCUUUUCGAUCGGAUUGUUGCCAGAGGGCAUUAUACGGAGCGUGCUGCCGCGGGUGUUACUAAGACGAUUGUUGAGGUUGUGCAGCUUUGUCACAAGCAUGGUGUCAUUCAUAGAGAUUUGAAGCCUGAGAAUUUUUUGUUUGCUAAUAAGAAGGAGAACUCGCCCUUGAAAGCUAUUGAUUUUGGUUUGUCUAUUUUCUUCAAGCAAGGUGAGAAGUUCUCCGAGAUUGUUGGGAGUCCGUAUUACAUGGCUCCUGAGGUGCUUAAGCGCAACUAUGGACCCGAAAUAGAUAUUUGGAGUGCUGGUGUUAUUCUUUAUAUUCUGUUGUGUGGAGUUCCCCCAUUCUGGGCAGAGUCAGAACAGGGAGUUGCUCAGGCUAUUCUGCGCGGGGUAAUUGAUUUUAAGAGGGAACCGUGGCCAAACAUUUCUGAGACCGCUAAGAAUCUAGUCAGACAAAUGUUAGAGCCUGAUCCAAAGCGCCGGCUGACUGCAAAGCAAGUGCUUGAGCACCCAUGGAUUCAGAACGCAAAGAAAGCUCCCAAUGUUCCUCUUGGAGAUGUUGUGAAGUCGAGGUUGAAGCAAUUUUCAGUGAUGAACAGAUUCAAGAGAAAAGCUUUGAGGGUGAUUGCCGAAUUUUUAUCUACCGAGGAAGUAGAAGACAUCAAAGUAAUGUUCAACAAGAUGGAUACUGAUAAUGAUGGUAUAGUUUCCAUUGAGGAGUUGAAGGCCGGGCUUCGCGAUUUUAAUACACAGCUAGCAGAAUCAGAAGUUCAGAUGCUUAUUGAAGCGGUGGAUACUAAAGGGAAAGGAACUCUAGACUAUGGGGAAUUUGUUGCAGUUUCUCUCCACCUGCAAAAGGUAGCAAACGAUGAGCAUCUCCGCAAAGCCUUCUCUUACUUUGACAAGGAUGGAAGCGGGUACAUAUUGCCUCAGGAGCUUUGUGACGCCUUAAAGGAAGAUGGAGGAGAUGACUGUGUGGAUGUCGCCAAUGAUAUAUUCCAAGAAGUUGACACAGACAAGGAUGGGCGAAUAAGCUACGAAGAGUUUGCAGCAAUGAUGAAAACAGGAACGGAUUGGAGAAAGGCGUCACGUCAUUACUCGAGAGGUAGAUUCAAUAGCCUAAGCAUCAAGCUAAUGAAGGACGGAUCUUUAAACCUAGGCAAUGAAUAGCGAAACAAUGUGAAGAAGCCGCAUGCAUUAGGGUUUUUAGAGUCUAUCUCGCACCUCACGUCCUCGUUCACGUUCAAGUAUUAAAGCCAAGAGAAGGUAAAUCUUGGAAAUUCAGAAUUCAAUCUUUUUGUACAUCUUUCGUUUUUAACCUUUCUAUUUUUGGUGAUUAUGUUAUUUUGUGUCUUUCUUUUAUUGGUUUGUGGGCUGAGUCGUGUUUGUUUAGUUUGUUGUGGUAGAAAAGGCAAAGAGACAUGAAUAUCAAUGUUUGAUGUGUAGAAGAAAAAAAUUCAAAGACCUUUUUGGUUUUGAUGUUGUAAUAUUCUUUUAUCUUCCUUUAACCUC
Molecule: messenger RNA, 2188 nt
Organism: Camelina sativa (false flax)
Lineage: Eukaryota; Viridiplantae; Streptophyta; Magnoliopsida; Brassicales; Brassicaceae
Product: calcium-dependent protein kinase 13
Biological process (GO): protein phosphorylation
Molecular function (GO): protein kinase activity; ATP binding; calcium ion binding
Source: RefSeq, a predicted model, not a curated record